AUGUCUGAUAAUAUCAAAGAAUUCAUUGAAAUGCCGAGACAGUUUGUUAAAGAAGGUUCACAGUUUAUAAAUCGGUGUACAAAACCUGACCGAAAAGAAUUCAUUAAAAUCUCACAAGCUGUUGCUAUGGGAUUUUUUGUCAUGGGAUUCAUUGGCUUCUUUGUGAAAUUGAUCCAUAUUCCAAUUAAUAAUAUUCUUGUCGGUGGUGCAUAA
Messenger RNA from Funneliformis mosseae, 213 nucleotides. Lineage: Eukaryota; Fungi; Glomeromycota; Glomeromycetes; Glomerales; Glomeraceae. The record is from the annotation of a GenBank genome assembly.